Messenger RNA from Aricia agestis (brown argus), 1034 nucleotides. RefSeq names its product putative deoxyribonuclease TATDN1. The record is from RefSeq and is a predicted model, not a curated record. Gene Ontology annotation, molecular function: 3'-5'-DNA exonuclease activity. Lineage: Eukaryota; Metazoa; Arthropoda; Insecta; Lepidoptera; Lycaenidae. The transcript has 6 exons. Gene Ontology annotation, cellular component: cytosol.
CUUAGAAUAAAUAUUUUAAUUUUAUUUAAAAACUACAGAAGGAAAUGAGAAGAAUGGCUCGGAAAUUCAUUGAUAUUGGAGCUAACCUUACCGAUGAGAUGUACCAAGGAGUUUACCAUGGUUCCAAGAAACACGAGCCAGAUCUAGACAAAGUAUUAGCGCGUAGCUGGUCUGGCGGUAUGGAGAAGAUUAUAUUAACAGGGGGAAGUGUAGAAGAUAGUAAAAAAGCAUUGGAUCUUUCACGCACAGAUUCAAGAUUAUUUUCUACCGUAGGAUGUCACCCUACCUGAUGCAAUGAGUUUAAAACAGACGCAGAAGGAUAUCUCAAUGAUCUUCGGAAACUCAUCACUGAAAACCGUGACAAAGUAGUUGCUAUUGGUGAAUGUGGGCUAGACUAUGAAAGACUUCAUUUUUGUGAAAAAGACACCCAACUAAAAUAUUUUGAAAUGCAACUACAACUUAGUGGCCAGUUCAAACUUCCAUUAUUCCUGCACUGUCGGGCAGCUGCUGAUGAUUUAGUGGAGAUACUAGAGAGGAAUAAGAACCACAUCACAGGAGGAGUGGUCCACUCUUUUGAUGAGUCCCAGGAAGCUCUAGAAAAGAUUUUAGCUUUAGGAAUGUAUAUUGGCAUUAAUGGAUGCUCUUUGAGAACAAAAGAAAAUUUGGAAGUAGCUUCUAAAAUACCUCAAGACAAGUUAAUGAUAGAAACUGACUGUCCAUGGUGUGAGGUAAAGCCGACCCAUCCUGGUUACGAGCAUGUUGUGACAAAGUUUCCCUCGGUGAAGAAAGAGAAAUACAACAUCACCUCGGACAACCAAGUAAAAGGCAGAAAUGAACCUGUUAAUAUUGUACAAGUAUUAGAAAUACUGGCGGCAAUAAGAAAAGAAAAUAUAGAUGAUCUGGCCAAUGCAAUUUAUGAUAACACAAUGAAAUUAUUCUUUGCCAACAAAAAUAUAUCUGCAUAGAUUAUAAACGGGAAACUGUAAAGAACGAGAAUAUUGUGUAAUAUAAAAUAAUAUACUUUUAUUAAAUCU